AGGUUCAGUCAGUUAGACUACAUUGGCGAUCCCCUAUAUGUAGGCAGGUACUGUAACUACUGGAUAUUUUUAAGUCGCUGUAGAAAAGUUACUGUUUAUGUUCGUCUUUAUUUUAUUUUUUCGCAAUUCAUUUCAUUUCAUUUCCUGUGAAUGAAUAUCAAAAAUUGAUUGAAUCAUUAUUGGGUAUAUAUUCUGGAUAUCAUCAAUUAUCCCGUCUGGAACAUCUAAAAAUCACUAUGAAAUUCAGUCAGAAAGCUAUCGCCUUGGGCGUUUUGUCGCUACCAAGGGCUAUGGCGUGGGGAAGCUUGGGACACAUCACCGUGGCUUACAUUGCAUCCAACUUCGUCAAGGAGGACACGGCCGCAUACUUCCAGGACAUCCUCAAGAAUGACACCGAGCAUUAUCUUGCGGGGGUGGCUACUUGGGCUGACAGCAUCCGAUACACGAAAUGGGGGCACUUUUCUAGCAACUUCCACUUCAUCGAUGCUAAGGACACACCUCCCACGUAUUGCGGCGUCGACUUCGAGAGAGACUGCAAGAAGGAUGGUUGUGUCGUGAGCUCCAUUCAAAACUACACCUCCCAGCUGCUCGACACCAGCCUGUGGCCUUCGCGGAGGAACCAGGCUGCCAAAUUCGUCAUCCAUUUCCUCGGCGAUAUUCACCAGCCUCUGCACGUAGAAAACGUAGCACACGGCGGUAACGGUAUCCACGUGAAAUGGAACUCGAACGAAGUCAACCUGCACCACGUCUGGGACACGAGCAUCCCGGAGAAGAUGCUUGGCCCAAUUCACAGGAAGCCUUACGUCGCAUCGAUCCAAUGGGCCGCCAACCUGACCGAGCAAAUAAAGUCGGGCAAGUAUGAGUCGGACAGCAAGCUCUGGACUGGUGGUUUAUCGCUCGAUGAUCCCAUAACGACCGCAAUGGGCUGGGCCAACGAAUCCAAUGCACUCGUCUGCACGCACGUUUUCCCUGAAGGGCCCGACACCAUCGUUGGCCAAGAGCUCGCUGGUGAUUACUAUGAAAAAGCCGUUCCCGUGAUCGAGCUCCAAGUUGCCAAGGCCGGGUACCGCCUCGCAGCCUGGCUAGACUUGAUAGCUGAGAAGGCCUCUGGAACGUCGCAGCUUGACGACGAGCUCUGAGGCAGGAAGUCCUAGAAGGAUUUGUGUCGAGAAUUUGACUUCGUUGCGCAAUGUGUAUCGGUCCCGAGGUAUGCUGGCUAAAAUUAGGAUUGAAUAUUGAAAGCUUCAAAACUUGAGUUGCUGGUGGAUUGAAAGGAAGC
Molecule: messenger RNA, 1279 nt
Organism: Hypoxylon fragiforme
Lineage: Eukaryota; Fungi; Ascomycota; Sordariomycetes; Xylariales; Hypoxylaceae
Product: S1/P1 nuclease
Exons: 3
Coding region: 237-1139 (300 amino acids)
Biological process (GO): DNA catabolic process
Molecular function (GO): nucleic acid binding; endonuclease activity
Source: RefSeq, a predicted model, not a curated record